Molecule: messenger RNA, 5023 nt
Organism: Zootoca vivipara (common lizard)
Lineage: Eukaryota; Metazoa; Chordata; Lepidosauria; Squamata; Lacertidae
Gene: ATP6V0A4
Product: ATPase H+ transporting V0 subunit a4
Biological process (GO): proton transmembrane transport; vacuolar acidification
Cellular component (GO): vacuolar proton-transporting V-type ATPase complex; plasma membrane; vacuolar proton-transporting V-type ATPase, V0 domain
Molecular function (GO): proton-transporting ATPase activity, rotational mechanism; ATPase binding
Source: RefSeq, a predicted model, not a curated record
CAGCAUGGCUCCUGAUAUUUCCACUCUGGUCUCUGGUCUAGCCAGGACCAGUUUAGCUGUCCUAAGGACACAUGCCUAGAACUGCAGCUCACCCCAGUGUUUCAGUUGGAGCUCUGUCAAGCUGGAAAGAGUUUCAGCAUUCAUUCAGGCUACGCAGAGAAAGGAAACUGAAGACCAGGUGACUGAGAAGAAGAGCAUGCAAGAUGGCGUCGGUCUUCAGGAGCGAAGAGAUGUGCCUGUCGCAGCUUUUUCUACAGGUGGAGUCUGCCUAUUGCUGCGUGGCAGAGCUUGGAGAGCUGGGCCUGGUUCAGUUCAGAGAUUUGAAUGCAAACGUGAACAGCUUCCAGAGAAAAUUUGUGAAUGAAGUCAGAAGAUGCGAAUCCUUGGAAAGGAUCAUUCGCUUUCUGGGGAGUGAGAUGGGGGAUGAUAUAGUGCCUUACAAGCCUGAAAAAUACCCAGAGACACCGCUACCUCGAGAAAUGAUUGACUUAGAGGGAGUUUUGGAAAAACUGGAGGCUGAGCUGGAGGAGGCUAACCAGAAUCUGCAGGCACUGAGGCAGAACUUUCUGGAACUGACUGAACUGAAACAUCUCCUGAAGAAAACUCAGGACUUCUUUGAGACGGAAACUAAUUUGCCUGAUGAUUUCUUCAAUGAAGACACCUCCGGGCUGUUGGAGUUAAGAAGCACACCUGCAGCCGUUGCUGCUAAACUGGGAUUCAUAGCUGGCGUGAUCAAAAGGGAAAGAAUGGUGCCUUUUGAGCGUCUGCUGUGGAGAGCCUGCCGUGGAAACAUCUAUCUGAAGUUCAGCGAAAUGGACACACCCCUGGAGGAUCCUAUCACUAAAGAAGAGAUGAAAAAGAACGUGUUCAUUAUCUUCUAUCAAGGGGAGCAACUCAGACAGAAAAUCAAGAAGAUUUGUGAAGGGUUCCGUGCCACGGUGUACCCUUGCCCCGAGUCGGCUGGAGAACGCCGGGAGAUGGCUGCUGGUGUGAACACAAGGAUUGAGGAUCUAAACACAGUGAUCACCCAAACUGAGUCCCAUCGGCAGGGGUUGCUGACGGAGGCGUCAGUCAACCUGUGGAGCUGGGGGAUCAAGGCGAAGAAAAUGAAGGCCAUCUACCACGUCCUGAAUUUGUGCAACAUCGACGUCACCCAGCAGUGCGUCAUUGCUGAGAUCUGGUUCCCUGUGGUGGACACAGGCGGUGUAAAACGGGCACUGCAUCAGGGAAUGGAACGUAGCGGCUCUUCAAUCAACCCAAUCCUGACUGCGAUACAGACCAAGAUGUCUCCUCCUACCUUUAACAGGGCCAAUAAGUUCACUUUGGGUUUUCAGACUAUUGUAGAUGCCUAUGGUGUGGGUAAUUACAGGGAACUUAAUCCAGCCCCCUACAUUAUAAUCACCUUCCCUUUCCUGUUUGCGGUGAUGUUUGGCGAUUGUGGCCACGGGACUGUCAUGUUGGCCUUUGCUCUCUGGAUGGUCACCAAUGAGAAGGCCCUCCUAGCCCAGAAAAGUGACAAUGAGAUCUGGAACACCUUUUUCAGUGGCCGCUACCUGAUCCUCCUCAUGAGCAUCUUCUCCAUCUACACCGGCUUCAUCUACAACGAUUGCUUCUCCAAGUCAUUGAAUAUAUUUGGGUCUUCCUGGUCUGUCCGCCCCAUGUACAUCGGCGGGAACUGGACGGACGAAAUUGUGCAUAAUUCAGAGACCCUCCAGCUGGAUCCGGCAGUGGCAGGAGUUUUCUCUGGAAACCCCUAUCCUUUUGGAAUUGAUCCGAUCUGGAACAUUGCAAGCAACAAGUUGACCUUUUUAAACUCCUACAAAAUGAAGAUGUCUGUUGUCAUGGGAAUCACACACAUGGUCUUUGGGGUAGUACUCAGUCUCUUCAACUACAUUUACUUCAGGCAAACCCUCAACAUCAUCCUGCAGUUCAUCCCACAGAUGAUUUUCAUCCUCUGCCUGUUUGGUUACCUGGUUUUCAUGGUUAUUUUCAAGUGGUGCCAAUACGGUGUUGCUGACGCGCAAGAUGCCCCUAGCAUCCUCAUCCAUUUUAUCAACAUGUUUCUGUUCAGUUACAAUGAUGAGACAAAUGCUCCACUGUAUGUGCAUCAGCAAGAAGUACAAACCUUCCUGGUAAUUUUUGCCCUGAUUUCUGUUCCUUGGAUGCUUUUGAUUAAGCCUUUCAUCCUUCGAGCCAAUCACCAGAGAGCUCAGCGUAUGCUGGCUUCACCUGAGCUGUCGGAGAGCCCCACUGGGGACAUUGAGGUGGAGAUCAUUAAGUCUGACUAUCCUAAGAAGCCAGUCCAAGACGACCACAAUGAUGGCGGCCACCAUGGCGGGCAUGAAGACCACGAGGAAGAGUUCAACUUCGGAGACAUCUUUGUUCACCAGGCUAUUCACACCAUUGAAUAUUGCCUGGGCUGCAUUUCCAAUACAGCUUCCUACCUCCGGCUCUGGGCGCUGAGCUUGGCUCAUGCACAGCUCUCAGAGGUCCUCUGGGGCCAGGUGCUUAUCAUCUCAUUCCAGUCCAGCGGCAACUGGAUAGGACUCGUCGUAAUCUUCAUCCUCUUUGCUGUCUUUGCUGCUCUGACUGUAGCCAUUUUGCUGAUCAUGGAGGGCCUCUCUGCCUUCCUGCAUGCCCUGAGACUUCACUGGGUGGAGUUCCAGAACAAAUUCUACACUGGGGCAGGAUAUGCCUUCCUACCAUUCUCAUUUAAAGCCAUCAUAGAACGAACAGAAGACUGAAGUCCACUUAGAGCAUGGAGAUCUAAACCUUUCAAGAUUGCUUCUCCUCCUCCUCCUAACUCUCAAGAUUAGCUUCAGGAAUACUUCACAAUAUUUCCCUCUAUAAACCAUUGUUUUUUUUAAAAAAAAAGUGGAAGUGAGUGAUUUAUUUAAAAACAAAGAUGUACCAUCCAAGGUUUCUUUCACCUCUGCACUCAUCUUGUUCAAUCUCACUCUGCUCCAUGCGAAAGGAAUCUGGUUUGGACCUAUUAAAAUCAUAAACAAGAUAUGUUCCAUUUCAGAUUGCAGGUAUGUAGACGCACACAAUUUGAUGCUCCUCCAUAACAAGAUGGGGGGACUGGACCAUCUACAUAAAAGACUAAGGACCAAGGAUAUGUUGCAAUGGAGUUUCAUGUUUGGAGCCCCUGUUUAAAUUUUCUUUUUGUAAAAAGCAGCUGCAGGAUCAGGGCAUAUGGGGGGAUACUGACUGACCCUCCCCAACAAUGAUGCAGAUCCUCCCCCACCCUCAGGGAUCCAUUAGCCACGUGGGGCUUAAAUGUUUCAGCCUGCAAACUUUUCUCUCUAUGACUAAUCACAAUUGGAUGACUGUGCUUCCAUGUAGGGGGUCUGAUCCAAAUUGGGAGCCCCUCCAGUGAGUCCCCAUAGCUGCUUUUACAAAAUAAUAAAAGCAUUGAGGGCUCAAAAGAGGCAGCUCCCAAUGCAAUAUGUAGUUUGGCCCUUAAUAUCAGGGGAAAGCAUUCUAGCCUAGCCUUUGCCCAUCGUCCUGCCAGUUUUCAAGGUGCAGGGCACAUUUGUUGUCUAGAGGAGCAUUUAAGCGUCUGACCUCCCUUCUGUAUUCUGAAGUGGUACAGCCCAGACAUAGAUUUGCCAUCUCAAUGAGAACUAGGACCUUGGGUUCUGCAAAUGCAAUACUUCCCAACUUUGCUGUGCAACAUGCUUUUCUGCUGUGCCACACCCAGCCAGGAGGCAGACUUGUGUUCAACUGCAAGGCCAAAGUAUGAUGCCUCCUAUAGAUUAUGGCUUCCCAAAAUCCACUAACAUGUACUUCUGGUUAGCAAGGGAUGCUAGGGAACUCUGCUACAAAUUGAAAUGGCUGGUGGAUUUGCAUUUCUGCUGGACGAUUUAAUGACAACUGGACAAUUUCAUUGAGAGUUCAGAAUCCUUUCCUUGCAGAACAGGAUUCAGGAGUAAAGUAUAGGCAGGUGAAGCCUUCUGUGUUGCAUUGACAUAAAUGUGUCUUGUCAUGCAAGGACAGAGCAAUCCAGUCCAUGCUUUUCUGGCAUUGUAGGUUGCUGCACAAGGCUUGCUCAGACAGAGAACGCCUGGCUGGUGUCAUAGGUGAUGCUGUUAAAGCAUCUUGCUGGUCCAAGAGGCAUUUGUACAUGCCCAGCAUAGCCUACAAUGCUUGUUAAGCAUCUGGGGAGCUCAGCAAAACCGGCUGUGCCUUGGGGAGUUCUGCAGAAGAAACAGUCAAUCUAGAAUCUCAAGCAGGUUAUGGAGCAGUCGGAAAGUUCAUAAAAGGCUAGGCCUGCAGAAUCUUUUCCAGAGUGAAACCAGGUGGCUCUAUCCAUAUCUAGUGCUUAGCUAUAGAAGUCAAGCAACUAUAACCUAAGUAAUUGCAUAGUCUGGAAACAAGCUCAGAAGUUGCAGCUUUCCCUGCUGUUGGGCUGCAAUGAUGGGAGAAGCAACCUGCCAAUAUUCUUCCUUCACAGAAAAUGUGUAGGAGGGCAAGAACUCUGGCUGCAGAGGUAAAAUAGUGCUGAAUUAAAGGUUCAAAUGAUUCAAUUUUUUCAAAAAGUCUCUUUGGAUAGAUUUAUGUCUUGACGUUUAUACACCUGGUGAAGUUUAUACGCCAGGACAGGGCCCUGUUUUGAAAAUUCUUCAGUGGAUAGUCUUAGAGUCAACUUGAAACUCCCAGUACAUGUUGACUAUAAGACUAUCCGCUGAAGAAUUUUCGAAACAGGGCCCUGUCCUGGCGUAUAAACUUCACCAGGUGUAAAAGCGUAUAAACUUCACCAGGUGUAAACCUCAAGAAAUAAAUCUAUCCAAAGAGACUUUUUGAAAAAUUUGAAUCAUUUGAACCAUUAAUCCAGCACUAUUUACCUCUGCAGCCAGAGUUCUUGCCCUCCUACAAAUACUUUUCCUUCUGCAUAACUCUUAAAGGCACAUCAAACCUUUACUAUAUUUCCAUUAGACAAGGAUGAGGAACUUGUAUCCUAGGCUUGUCAUAGUUUUUUGAGUGGGGGGGACAAAGUUGUUGAGCUUUUUUUUUUGCAAAA